GCGAUUCCAGAGGCGGCGGCGGCGACGGCGGCGGGACUCUAGAGACUUCCUUCCGAGUUCAUCUUCCUCCUCCGUCCCCUUGAGCCUUUCGCCCUUGUCGUUGCGCACCACAGGCAACUCGACCGCUCGCGGUGAAUCGAAGCAUGGAAGGAGGGGGUAGCAACGCGCCCUUCUACCGCGGCAGCACCGCCGCCCUCGCCACCAACCCUUCUGCUGCGAAUGGGGCACAAAAAGGGGAUAGGGAGGCUGCCAUCAAUGCCGAGAUAGCGAGGGUUAACAACCUACCAGCUCGAAGUUCCUACGCGAUACACCGCAUGAAAGUGCUAAACAAACUUCGCCAUCUGAUGUCCAUCAAGAGGACUACGUCUCAAGAUGAGGAGCUAGAACUUCUUUUUGCAAGCCUUUCGAUCUAAAGUGUAUCCUUGAUAAGCCAGUAUUUUAACCCUGCUAAGUGCAAAAUUAUUUUCAAGUAUUUACUUGCAAGUGAUUGUAUGUGCAGGGGAGCCCACUAUUCUUACAUCUCCAGUAUUCUGUCGUUAGCUCCCAUUAGAUGCUUCCUAUAGUGUUAAAGUGCAAGGAGAUCCCGUUACUUCUCUGUAUCAUAAGUUGUUGGGAAACUUUGUGUGAGGAUGUGGAAGGGUGAUAACUGAUAACCUUACUAUUGUGUUGUACGCGAAUGGACCGUUGUAACCAUAAGUGAACUUGCUGUCUCGGACAAGAAUCAUUAGCUAAAUCUUGGAUUUCAUACUCUUUUAUUAGAUAUAGAGAAGUGCUGAAUCUAA
Molecule: messenger RNA, 782 nt
Organism: Sorghum bicolor (sorghum)
Lineage: Eukaryota; Viridiplantae; Streptophyta; Magnoliopsida; Poales; Poaceae
Exons: 4
Coding region: 144-413 (89 amino acids)
Source: RefSeq, a predicted model, not a curated record